Molecule: messenger RNA, 738 nt
Organism: Leptosia nina
Lineage: Eukaryota; Metazoa; Arthropoda; Insecta; Lepidoptera; Pieridae
Source: the annotation of a GenBank genome assembly
AUGGUGAAUUACGUCAACCCGCUCGCCAUGUACCAAGGCAAAGGCGGGCAGUACGGCGCGAGCGGCUGGUAUGGCUGGCAACAUCAGAACUUUGAGGAACAGCAGUGGUGUGCUUGGAACGGCGCGCCGACGGAAUGGCCGACGGACCCUCAUCAUUUCAAACGGGAGCCCGGCGAGAGGGAUAUCGCGGAGAUGCCGUCUCCUGCAAGAGGAGACCUCGCAAGCCCCGGGGAAGGCUCGCCCGGAUCGAGACCGUCGCAGCCGCCGGCACCCCCUCGCUCGCCCUACGAAUGGAUGAAGAAGCCGAGCUAUCAGUCACAGCCCAAUCCAGGAAUAAUAAUAAUGGGAAAAACACGAACAAAAGACAAAUACAGAGUGGUAUACAGCGACCAUCAGCGACUAGAGUUAGAGAAAGAGUUCCACUACAGCCGCUACAUCACAAUCAGGCGAAAGGCCGAACUUGCAGUUAGCCUGGGGCUUUCUGAAAGACAGGUCAAAAUAUGGUUCCAAAACCGAAGGGCCAAAGAGCGUAAACAGGUGAAGAAGCGAGAGGAAGUGGUGAUGAAGGAGAAAGGUGAUCACGCGUCGCUCCAGCACGCACAAUUGCACCACGCCACUAUGCUGCAUCACCAGCAGAUGAUGAACGGCAUGAUGCACCACCACCACUACCACCAGGGAGUUCUUCAAGGUGUGCCAGAACCGCUAGUGCCUAGCGUCGCACCGGUGCCUCUCCUGUGA